This is a messenger RNA of Anopheles funestus (African malaria mosquito), 1712 nucleotides long. Its product is annotated as adenosylhomocysteinase. NCBI's taxonomy places the organism in Eukaryota, Metazoa, Arthropoda, Insecta, Diptera, Culicidae. Gene Ontology annotation, molecular function: adenosylhomocysteinase activity. Bases 250 to 1548 code for a protein of 432 amino acids. The transcript is spliced from 3 exons. Gene Ontology annotation, cellular component: cytosol. The record is from RefSeq and is a predicted model, not a curated record. Gene Ontology annotation, biological process: L-methionine cycle.
GGAGUACGGUGUUAAAAUUAACUUCAUUCGAUAGCACGUGGAAUAAAAUUUUUACUCGUUCGGUAGACUCUUAACUGAAGACAUCUUUGCAGCUGCCGGCAGCCCAACGCCUCGGUUAAACUUUUAAAAGGGCCAUCCUGGUGCAAGUGAACGUGACGUGACUGAGACGCAGUAAGCAACAAUCAAACGUGCUGAAAAGGGAAAAGCCAUCAAUCCAGUACAAACCGUGCAAGCAAACAAUAGCAAACAAUGGCAAAACCAGCGUAUAAAGUCGCCGACAUUUCACUGGCCGAGUUCGGGCGAAAGGAAAUUGUGCUAGCCGAGAACGAAAUGCCUGGCCUGAUGGCGUGCAGGAAAAAGUACGGCCCACUGAAAAUCCUGAAGGGCGCUCGGAUAGCUGGCUGCUUGCAUAUGACCAUCCAGACGGCAGUUUUAAUCGAGACCCUAAUCGAGCUGGGUGCCGAGGUGCAAUGGAGCAGCUGCAAUAUCUUCAGCACGCAGGACCAUGCGGCCGCUGCCAUGGCAAAGGCCGGUGUGCCCGUGUACGCGUGGAAGGGUGAAACGGACGAGGAGUACAUGUGGUGCAUUCGGCAGACGCUCAUCUUUGCGGAUGGCAAGCCGCUGAACAUGAUCCUGGACGAUGGAGGUGAUCUUACCAAUCUGGUGCAUGCCGAACAUCCGGAACUGCUGAAGGAAAUCCGUGGUUUGAGCGAGGAGACGACGACCGGUGUACACAAUCUGUACAAGAUGUUCCGCGAGAAUCGGCUCGGCAUGCCGGCGAUCAACGUAAACGAUUCGGUAACGAAGAGCAAGUUCGACAACCUGUACGGUUGCCGGGAGUCGCUGCUGGACGGUAUUAAGCGUGCGACGGACGUGAUGAUUGCCGGCAAGGUGUGCGUGGUCGCCGGGUACGGUGAUGUGGGCAAGGGUUGCGCUCAGGCCCUGCGUAGUUCCGGCGGACGCGUGCUGGUCACGGAAAUCGAUCCGAUCAAUGCGCUGCAGGCAGCCAUGGAAGGGUACGAGGUGACGACGAUGGAGGAGGCAAGCAAGGAGGCACAAAUCUUCGUCACAACGACCGGCUGCACGGACAUCAUUAUGGGCGAGCAUUUCCUCAACAUGAAGGAUGACUCGAUCGUGUGCAAUAUCGGUCACUUCGAUUGCGAGAUCAACGUGAAAUGGUUGCAGGAAAAUGCGGUGAAGAAGGUGAACAUUAAGCCGCAGGUAGAUCGGUACGAGUUAAAGAACGGCCACCAUAUCAUCCUGCUGGCGGAGGGACGUCUCGUCAAUCUGGGCUGUGCCAUGGGCCAUUCGAGCUUUGUCAUGUCGAACUCGUUCACCAACCAAGUGCUGGCACAGAUUGAGCUGUGGACGAAUCGGGAGAAGUACGCGAUCGGUGUGCACGUGCUGCCGAAGAAGCUGGACGAGGAGGUGGCCGCCUUGCAUCUGGACAAGCUCGGCGUCAAGCUGACGAAGCUGAGCUCACACCAGGCAGAGUACCUUAACCUACCGGCGGAGGGACCCUACAAACCGGAUCAUUAUCGCUACUAAAACCCCGGGGUAUGGAGGAUGAAACAGGGAUAAGCGAGAAUACAAAGAAGAACAAAACAAACAAGUGCUUGAUGUGUGGGAAUAAUUUUGAAUGAUUCAGUGCCGAGUUUAGCAGUAAGUCUGCAAUCACAUCACAAUUGAAUAAAAAUGUCAGUAAAAUAUCA